Messenger RNA from Chara braunii, 8649 nucleotides. NCBI's taxonomy places the organism in Eukaryota, Viridiplantae, Streptophyta, Charophyceae, Charales, Characeae. The record is from the annotation of a GenBank genome assembly.
AGCGGGUGUUGCCGUUAAAACAGACAUGUCGAAGUAUCCUUGGCGCGCAGUGGCUUCAGCACUUGUCUUCUUCGCAUUGAUCUACAUUUUGCCAAUCCUUGUACGCGGAGAUCGAGGGGCUGAUUGGACACGUACAACACCGUUGCUCUAUGCUACGAGACACAGCGAAAGAGCGCGAUCUGACGAUUCUCUUGGGCAUGCAAUUGAAGACCCCGGCCAUGGCGGGAAGAGUGGGAUUGGUCAUCAUUUUGCGGGGGAUCAUGGAAGGGUCGCACGGAUUUUGAAGAAUGGAGGAGACAACUCAUCUGGUGAUUCUGUCCAGUCAACUGAGACGCCAUCAUCCUCGUUGUCGGAUGGCUCAAAAUCUUCUGAUGACCAAGACGUGCCUUCGUCUGCUCCGGCGAAUCCGGAUCGGGGCAAGAAGGGCACCAGCAGCUCCGAGACAACGAGCGGAUCUGACAGUGAAGCACCAUCAUCUGACGGCAGCACCCCGUCUGGAUCCGCUGGCAGCCAUCAGCGUGCCAGCAAGUCUAGUCCCAGUCCAUCAGGCACUAAGUCUUCCAAUGGGAACAGUGUUGCUGAAGAGUCAUCUCCGUCGACAUCGAGGUCGAGAAAGCCUGGCCAGAGUAAAUCGGGGCCUCGGGAUAGUGCCACACCAUCAAGCUCGAAUCCCGACCCGGCUACCCUCCAGUCUGAUAGUCCCAAGCCGUUGCGUACUGAGUCAGCGACUGAUUCAAAUCCGCCUCCUGAAGACUCGUCAUCAUCGCCGUCCCAGCCGGGAUCAAAGAAGUCGGGAAUGAAAUCGAGCGACUCUGGCGGUGAAGCGAGUCUUGCAGCACCGUCGCAGUCGGGAUCGGGAUCGGAUUCGAAAAAAUCUGGUGGCAAGAGGUCGAGCAAAUCUGAUGGUGCAGAGAUUCUUUCAGCACCGUCGGAGACAGGAUUGGGAUCGAGCAAAUCUGUCGACAAAGCAGCGUCUUUGGACAGCGUCCCGUCGAGCACCGGUCCCGACACGUCAAGUUCGGAUCCACAGUCGAGCGCCACAUCUUCCUCCGAUGAGAAAGCGGCCAUGGCAUCAUCAGAGGUCCAGCGAAGUCAGAGUCCCUCCCAGGAGUCAGCUCCUGCUUCGUCCCACGUGAAAGUGCCUUUCAUGGCGGGUAAAGUCCUGUCGAUGCUAACUAGGUCUGCCUCGACGACAUCAGCUGCGGCAGCAGGAGGAGAAGAAGGAGGAGGAGGAGGAGGAGCCACAGGAGGAAGUAAGUCUGGAUCUGGGGCCGUUCGUGAUACGGCCCCUGACAGCUCCUCUGUCCCUUCAGAGAUACCGGCGAAGUCAAAGAAGCGGAAAAGCUCUUCUUCUUCACCCUCGUUGGUCCCCAAUGAAUCGGCCUCUUCUCCUUCUUCCUCUUCUCCUGACGCCCCUGCUGAUAUAUCGGCGGAGGGUCAAUCCACUCGACAAGGCAGCAGCGAAGAUGCAUUGGCAUCCGCAUCCCUGGGGAAUGGCAAAAGUGAACCCGCAGUCAAAGAUGGCUCAAUGAUGAGCGACUCGUCGCCAUCCACGGCGAGCAAUUCUAUUGAAUCUACACCACGAACCUCGGAGGGGACAGAAGCUAGUGUUACCUCAAAGGCAACCGAUAUCAGCUCUUCUGAGUCUGUGUCUAAGCCAUCGUCUGCUAUCCCGUCCACCUCGCCAAGUGCUAGGAGUGUUGCUUCUACUAGCUCUCCUGCCAGUGAAACUUCUUCUUCUUCUUCUUCUUCUUCUUCUUCUUCUUCUUCUUCUUCUUCUUCUUCAGCAGAAGAGAAAAUUGGUAGUGCAGACUCGAGUGCACCGGACUCAACUAAAGGAGUCGAGAGAUGGUCGAUGGAUCGUAAUGGGAAAGGAAACGAACCAGCCAUUGAAUCCUCCUCUCCCUCCUCUCCCUCCUCUCCCUCCUCUUCCUCCUCCUCUCCCUCCUCUCCCUCCUCUCCCUCCUCUUCCUCCUCCUCUCCCUCUUCCUCCUCCUCCUCGCCUCCUCCUCAAUCUUCAGCACCUUUAUCAGCUGAUGCUAGCGCUGUUUCGUCCUCUCCAGAGCCGAAUGCCAUCAGUGAAUUAAAGACUGAGGGUUCUUCUCUGACGUCUCCUGCAGUGUCUAUGGCGUUGAGAGAGGACGGGUUACCUCCUAGCGAAUCUUCAAAGUCUGAGUCUUCGACUCCCACAGCGUCUUUGCCUUCUGCAAAGGAUAAACCACCUCCCAGUGAAUCCCUGAAUAUGGAGCCUUUGUCUUCGGGAGCUUUGAGUUCUUCUGAAAUACCGAAGGCGAGCGCUUCAUCUCCAGCAGUGCAGAAAGGGUUAACACCAGUACAGGAAAUGUUUGCUGGUAUGGGGAGAGAUGCAGCUGCUUCUUUGCCAGUGAUAUCAACAUCAUCAAUGUCUGGCGCAGAGCGGCUUUCGAAGGCAGAAUCUUCUUCGGCAAGUAAGGAAGGGUCGUCUGAGUCUACUGCAGCGCCAUCCUCAUCACCGGCUGUCCAGAGAGAUGCUAACACUUCCUCAUCGUCGGCUUCUGCGGUUGGAAUAGAUAGCAGAAUGAGCAGAAUGAGGUCUGCUCCUCAGUCCUCUUCUUCUCUGUCGUCAUCAUCACCGCCCUCAUCACAUGAUGUUCUUGAAGGUGACAAGGCUCCUGCGUCCUCGACGUCCACGGUCAAAACAGAAAAAACGGGGGUUGUUUUGGGGUCGUCGUCUUCUCCGUCCUCGUCGCCACCGUCCUCAUCACCUGAAGUCGUGGAAGGCGCCGUGCCUUCUGCAUCUUCGUCUUCUGCAGUUCACAUGGAGGGUACAACGAGGUCUUUUCCGCAGUCCUCGUCUUCUCUGCCUUUGACACCCUAUUCGUCACAAUCACCCGACUCUGUGGCAUCAGCAUCCAAGUCUGCACUAGCAUCUGAGUCGAUGCGUGCAGCUAUCAUUCCUCAAGGGAGGUCCUUUAACGGUGAAGUAGCUUCUGGGAGCGCAAGGGCUCCCAAUGCUUCAACAGCUCAAAUGAAAUCCGCUUCUGAGAGCAGCGAACCCACUCCCUCUCUUCCUCCUUCCUCCCCAUCCUCAGAGUCCUCGUCUGCCCGUGAAAGCGACCAGGCAAUGCGGUCUAGUGCUGCAAAAUCUUCCUCUUCCAAAGGUGUGAUGAAUGAGUCAUUAUCAUCAUCUUCCCCAGCAUCCUCCACAUCUCCACCAGAUUCCUCCUCUACUGCACCAUCCUCAUCCUUGUUAUCUUCUGCAACCCCGUCCUCGGCACUGGAAUCAACACCUUCGUUAUCAUCAGCAGCAUCGCCCUCGUCUUCAGGGUCUUCGAACAGCAGUGAAGCAUCUGCUUCUGCAUCGUUGGUGAGUGGCAUGAUUCAAGACAGGUCUAUGAAUCUUUCAUUUUCAACACCUCUGCCUUCAGAAGAUACCUUGUUGCCUUCCUCGACAUCACCCUCCUCGACAUCACCCUCCUCGGCAUCACCCUCCUCGGCAUCACUCUCCUCAUCAUCACCAGAAUCAACCCCCUUAUUGUCGUCAGCAGCGGCACCUUCAUCUUCAUCCUUGAAGAACAGCAGUGAAGCAUCUGCCUCUGCAUCGUCGGCCAAUGUCAUUCCUCAAGACAGGCUUAUGUCAUAUUCAACACCUCUGCCUUCAGAAGUGAUCGAGGUCAGCAGCAUGAGCAGUGUGGAAUUGGCCUCAUCGUCCGCAGCGGUGGAGUCCUCGGCGCCGAUGUCAUCAUGGCCAGCGGUGGAGUCCUCGGUGCCGAUGUCAUCAUGGCCAGCAGUGGAGUCCUCGAUGCUGAUGUCAUCGUGGCCAGCGGUGGAGUCCUCAGCUCCCCCAUCGUCGUGGUCUGUGGAGUCCUCUGCUCCGCCAUCGUCGUGGUCUGUCGAGUCUUCGGGCCCACCGUCAUCGUGGUCAGUGGAAUCCUUGGCCCCGCCAUCGUCAUCGUCGGUCGAGUCCUCAGCAACGACGGUGGAGUCCUCAGCUCCACCAUCGUCGAGGCCGGUGGAGUCCUCGGCUGCACCAUCAUCAUGGCCAGUGGAAUCCUCAGCUCCGGCAUCGUCAUGGCCAGUGCAGUCGUCAUCAUCACCAUUGGAGUCAUCAGCUAUGGACUCAGCUGCCGACUGGAGAGAAAUGGAUUCCCAGUCUGAAUCACUGCCAUCACCAUCUGCUUCAAUAUCAACUGUGCCAGCCUCUGAUGUUCCUGUGUCCUCGAACAUCCCAAUAUCAUCUUCUUCUCCUCCAACUUCCAAUCCUCUUUCCUCCUCUCCUCUCUCGUCCUACUCCUCGCCAUCCUCAUCUUGGUCCUCUCUCUCUUCUCCUCCCUCUUCUGCUGUGUACUCUGGAACCUUACAGGACUUGCUGGCAGCUUCUUCUUCGCAAUCAGCAGCAGCCUCCAGUAUAUCAAUCCCUGUUGCUCUCAAGAGUGCAACCAGCGAGAACAUGCCGGCUAGUGCUUCAGCAGUUACCUCUGCUUUCCCAUCUGAUCGGCUGUCAGCAGUGCUCUCCAGCCGAGCACAUCCUUCAGAUACUGUAAGCAUGAGCUUCAGCCAAAUGCCGAAAGCGGCAAUGUAUCCUUCUCUGCCUCCUUCAGAUGUUACUGUGGUGCGGCCAACAAGUGCUCGGGUGUUCACCUAUGAGGAACUCUCCGCAGCAACAAAGGAAUUUUCUAAUGACAUGGUCCUUGGCGAGGGAGGCUUUGGAAAGGUUUACAAGGGUGUCUUGGGCGAUGGCACACAGAUUGCCGUGAAGAAGCUAACGAUUGGCGGCCAGCAAGGGGACAGAGAGUUUUUAGUCGAGCUGGACAUGCUGAGCCGCCUUCAUCAUAGGCAUCUGGUUGAGCUGAUUGGUUAUUACAGCAGUAAGAACGCAGCUCAGCAGCUGUUAUGUUAUGAACUUAUUCCAAAUGCAAGCUUGGAGUCUCACCUCCAUGGUCCAGAUUCAAUCAAAGCGCUGAAUUGGGAAACGAGGAUGAAGAUUGCAAUCGGUGCUGCCAAGGGAUUAGCAUACCUUCAUGAAGAAGCACAACCCUGUGUGAUUCAUCGGGACUUCAAGGCAUCAAACAUUUUGUUGGAGAAUGAUUUCACUUCAAAGGUUGCAGAUUUUGGGCUGGCAAAGCAAGCUCCAGAUGCACGGGGCGGUUACGUCUCCACCCGAGUUAUGGGCACCUUCGGCUAUGUUGCGCCUGAAUAUGCAAUGACUGGGCACCUCCUGGUCAAGAGCGACGUGUACAGCUAUGGAGUUGUACUUCUAGAGCUUCUCUCUGGACGCAAACCAGUGGAUAUGUCAGCACCUCAAGGACAGGAGAAUCUUGUUACUUGGGCAAGGCCAUUGCUGAAAGAUAGGGAGCGUCUGGUAGAGCUGGCAGAUCCCAGGCUUGAAGGGCAGUACCCCUUGGAAGACUUUGCUCGUGUGGCAGCGAUCGCGCUACAGUGCGUUCUACCAGAGGUGUCUCAGCGGCCGUCUAUGGGAGAAGUGGUUCAGCUGUUAACGUCCUUGCCGAGGGGCAGGGAAUACACCCACAGUGGGGAGAGAGGAUUAAGUGGAGAAGCAUUCCAGUUCUACGGGACGGGAGAGUUGCAGAGCGGAUCGCAGGCUGGGAUGUACUCGUUCGGUUGGUCAGGCGGGUUUUCAGAAAGUAGCCAUAUGUUCAUCGAAGGUGCGGAGAGCAGAGGCUUUCCGUUGAUGGACCCAAGGCACGGAAACGGGUGUAUCUCUGACAACAGCCCACAGCAGUUCGGUAGCGGACGGUCCUAUCAUGGCGGCGAUGCGGAUGGUUAUGGGAACUGUGUUGACGGGGUAAGUAGGCAGCAUUCAGAAACGUCUGCAGUCUCAGGAGCGUAUGACACGGAUGCGUCUGUCCCGCGAACAGCUGUGAUCUCAGAGUGUUUCUCCGAGGGGAGAUGAGGAUGUUGUCUCAUCGACUUGAUCCCAAACAUGGGCAGCAGUGCGCGGUGGCCUGGCCAAACAUGGGAAUAAGAGAAGAGGGGUUGUGUUCCCCUGUCAAUGGCUGAAUGCUCUGUACAAAGGAAUUGUCAAUUCGGCACCUAUAGGCUUGCUGAGAGUCAUGGAGGAGUCUGGAUGGCGUUGGAGCGACUCUAUUCAAUGAACUGGCUAUUCUCCUCAAAGCGUAGGCCAAGGCUCUUUCGAAGAGGUCGACAUGUAUUGCUUUCGGCAACAGCCUGUCUGGCGCAGACCAUUCGCCAUGGGCAUCUGGACAUUCUUCGAACGGUGAUGGAUGAUAAAGAGCUAAGGGUUCUUUACAGGCAAAAGCACAUGCCAUCUCUUUCAAGAUCAAGUCUUGCCGUCCGAGAGUCGUCUGGCCGUCGUCCCGGCUUAUUUGUCUGGGUUUCCAGGCAUUCUCAUGGACACAAGUGCAGCUUUUGAAGGUGAGGUUCUAUCAUGCAAGGGAGUACACGAAAGAUGUGGCAUAUGCAGCGAAUCGAGUUCUUUCUCGGGUACCCUCUACCGGGCACCCAUUUUUGUUUGCAGGUUAUGAGGUUAGAAUCCGUUAGAUGCUGCCGCGCUUUGUGCAUGAGAUGCAUGGUUGUGAAGAUGGCAGCUGUUGUAGGAUGGCAUAGAUCGAAGCUACAUCGACGAUGGCGGCGGGACAGUAACACGUGGCAAAGCAGAAGCUCGGCAAUCGCCGGUUCAUUGAAUAGGGAGAAGAGGUAUCUUUGUGUCUUGGGCAUGUCCUGCAAAUGCUUAUUAUGUGUGAAGCAUCCAUGGGGUAGAACGAAGCCACAUCGACAAAGGUAUCUUUGNCGAAGCCACAUCGACAAAGGUAUCUUUGUGUCUUGGGCAUGUCCUGCAAAUGCUUAUUAUGUGUGAAGCAUCCAUGGGGUAGAACGAAGCCACAUUGACGAAGGUAUCUUUGUAUCGUGGGCAUGUCCUGCAAAGGCUCAUUAUGUGUGAAGCAUCCAUGGGGUCGAACGAAGCCACAUCGACGAUGGCAGGGACGGUACAGGAACAGUUAAACAUCGCAAAGCAGAAGCUGGGGAAUUGCCAGAAGGAAGGGGGAGAAGAGGGAUCUUUCGUGUAUUGGCCAUGUCCUGCGAAUGCGUAUUAUGUGUGAAGCAUCCAUGCCGCAUCGAAAAGGCUUGGCCAAGCGGAAGCUCCGAAACUGCUGCAAGGAACGGAGAGGAGCGGUGUCUUUGCCUAUUGGGCACGUCUUCCAAAGGCGUCCAGGGUGUGAAGAAAGCACUUUACAAAAUCAACUCGCUAUGAACUCUCUCGCAAUUCACUCAGCGUUUGGCGCAAACGGUGUGGACUCGGCGCAAACAGCGUGCACCGUUGUAGAGCGCUGUGAAGGUACCGCAGGUCAUCAAGCGGGUCUUUCCUCCGCAGCAUUCCUCUAAUCAUUCUUUCUUCUCAUGCUUGGGCUUAACUUCUGUGAUUGCAUUGUUUAGAAGCACAGUAAUAACGCCACAUGAUUCGGCGGCACUAAUGUAUUGAAGCAGUUUGAUGAUGAAUUUGAUGGUUAUCACAUUGGUUAGAAGCUUAGCAAGUGCCCAUAUGCAUGUUCUCCUAGCCACAUCCUUCUUGCAUCUUGUCUGUGACCAGGAUAUGAAGAUGGCAAAAAACAAAGGAUAUCUAGAUGCACAGCGGCAGGGGGGAAAGUGAUCAAGAGAAAGUUCCACUUGUGCCAUGGAACAAUAACAAACCACGCAGGUGUUUGUUUGUGCACAUGGAGCGUAAAAUUUGUCCAGUAAGGAAGUGAAAGAAUAGCAGCAGAAGUGAGGGAGAGAACAGCUACCAACGGAUAGAUGCUCUGUGUGUGUGAGAGAGAGAGAGAGGGAUCGAUUGAUGGAUGGAUGGAUAGAUGGUGAGGCAUGGAAAAACAUCCACAGAGAGAGAGAGAGAGAGAGAGAGAGAGAGAGAUCCAUGGAUGGAUGGAUGGAUGGGUAGAUGGUGAGGCAUGGAAAAAUGUCCACAGCGAGAGAGAGAGAGAGAGAGAGAGAGAGAGAGAGAGAGAGAGAGAGAGAGAGAGAGAGAUGAAUGGAUGAAUGCAUGGAUUGAGGGAGGGAGGGAGGGAGGGAGGGAGGAGAGGGAGGGGAAGAGGAUAUCGCUCUCCAUUUGGGAGAGUUGGAACAUCUGAGGGUUUGUGGUUAGUGCACGGAAUAAGCUCGACACGUGGGGAGUUUUGGAAACUGUACAGUCACAAGUUCUUUUUUUUUUUUUUGUUUCUCUUGUUGUUUAACCGCGGUAUCGUAAGGUGGAUGAAUUGUUUGCGUUCACGACACAAGCAGCAAUUACUGCUGGACCGGAGGGAGGAGGAAGGAUCGGAGGGAGGAGGAAGAAAAUUUGUUCUUCCGGCAGGCGAAAGGAAAGAAAAACAUUUGUGCUGCAGCAUAUUAGGUGAGACAGUAGAGAAGAAUUAUGAGGGAGCAAUCGAGUUGGAGAUAAACAGACUUAUUUGAAAACCGAUGGAUGGCAUUUGUCGGCUGAUUACUCUUUUUUUUUCUUUCGAUGGUGCGGCCAUCUCAUGUUUGCCGCCGACUAUUCUUAGUUUGCCCUCCAGUCCUUAGAGAACAAUCUCUGUGAGCCUCUGAGUUGAUCUCAUUCUUUCUGUCAGUGCCAUUUUUUAUUGAAGGGUCUGCUCAUGUUCUGUAAACCAUGCAAACGCGCCAAAAAUCUCUAAGGUCCCGAGACCUUUACGUUAG